GGGCUUUUGCCGUAUAUUUAUAAACCAAUGGCAUAUACUUAGUUUCAACUUUCACAAGUGCUUAGACUGAAUAAAUAUUUUUUAUCUGAUUUGAUUUGACUUAUCUACCACAACAAUAAUAUCUACCACACUAACAAGUACCACAAUAGGUAAAGAUCAUGAUUAUAUUAUCUUUAUUGUCUUUCUCCCUUAUCUUAUGUGGCUAUUAUGCUGCUUUUUUCCUUUCAUUUGUCUACUACAUUUUGUUUCUUUCUAUAUUUUGAUUCGUCGGCUUUCAGAUUUUUUAAUAAAUAUGUAAAAACUUUUCUUAAUAUCAUUUCUGACUUACAAUAGCAAACGGUAUUAGUACCUAAUUUAAUAUUUAUUAAUCUUUUUAAAUUGCGAAAAUAUUAAGUUCAUAUAUAUAAAAAUCUACGAAUAUAUGAAAUGGAAUGGCUAUAAGAAACAAUAUUACUUAUUUAACAUAAAUACUGGUAAGUUCGACAGUGAAACUAAUAUUCCGGUAGCCGGUUUAUGGAAGAUGACUGUUUACACAGCAAUUUUUUCCACAGGUGCCAGAGGAAUCAAUUCGAUACUUUUCCUAUCGUGUGUCCAGCUCAACGAGAACAAAAGGCGGUGGAGGUUACAGACAUAGAAAACAUCAACACCGUUAUAUAGCACCGGAAUUCAACUAUACAGCCAAAUACUGGGCGCUUGUCAGUGAGACCACUACUCUUCCACCAGCCAAUAACAGCAAACAUAACAAAUGUACUUUGAAAGAAGCACAAAGUGAAGAAAUGGCUAAGAUACAAGAAAGACCAAGAGUCCCACCGGUUACUCCCAUAUCUCUAUGGGUAUCUAUAGCGGAACUUCACGCACCAGCCCGAGGACGCCAGCAGCUGACCUGCACAGCUACGAUUCCAGAUGAAGUAGGCCCAGGAGAAAAGUUUGCUGAUGUCAAAAAACAGACUGUUACUGUUGCGGUUAACGAGUUCAGCGUGAAAAAACCUCAUCCUGAGACCAGCCAAGCGAAUGCGACUGCCACCUGUCUACAAAAUUACCAUUCGUUUUGGCUCCUCGGUUGUGGAUUCCUUCUCCGCGAGCUCGCACUCCAAUUGAAUUAA
This is a messenger RNA of Diatraea saccharalis (sugarcane borer), 1103 nucleotides long. NCBI's taxonomy places the organism in Eukaryota, Metazoa, Arthropoda, Insecta, Lepidoptera, Crambidae. The record is from the annotation of a GenBank genome assembly.